AUGAAUGAAGAUUUUGAGUUAUCCAAGAAGAAACCGUCCUUCAAAGAGAAGAUGGUUGGUGGAAGUGUGUGUAAAGGAGAUAUGGAAAUAGUUCUAAGAAGUAUGGGGAUUUUUUGCAGUCCUGAAGAAGGGAAGCUUCCAGAAAAAUUGGAUGCUAACGACCUUUACGACAUGUUUGUGGAGAAUAAUCCUUGUUUGGAUGAAGUGAAAUUAGCUUUUGAUGUGUUUGACCAGAACAAAGAUGGAUUUAUUGAUGCAAGAGAGUUGCAAACUGUUCUAUGUUCUCUGUGCUUAAAGGAAGGAUCAGAGAUAGAGAACUGCAGGAGAAUGAUUAGGGCGUUUGAUGCAGAUGGAGAUGGGAGAAUAAAUUUUAAUGAAUUUGUAAAAUUAAUUGAGUGUAGCUUUUAA
Molecule: messenger RNA, 408 nt
Organism: Fraxinus pennsylvanica
Lineage: Eukaryota; Viridiplantae; Streptophyta; Magnoliopsida; Lamiales; Oleaceae
Source: the annotation of a GenBank genome assembly